GUAUUUGAAGUUACGUCACACUGCUUCUACAUUACAACAGAGCGACGCGACGAAACAGCGUAGAUCGCUUGGUUAAUUGUAAUGGCAGCGUUCUAGUUUUGACGCGUCGCGUCUCUCGCAGUUUACAGCACAGCAACAAGCUCGAGCUGCACAACCGGUUAGACGCCUCCAAACCCGGAAGACGCGCGUAAGGGAUGGGGAAGAUCUCUCAUUUCACUUGAUCAAACUUUACCAAAAUUCACAAAACUUCGACUCCUGUCAGUCACUUCUGGUCAUACAACAGCUUUGAUAAGGAUGGCAGCGUCCGCGAUCUUCAUCCUGGACCUUAAAGGCAAGGUGCUCAUAUGUCGAAACUACAUGGGCAAUGUGGACACGAAUGUGAUUGACAACUUUAUGUCCAUAAUGAUGAAGAGAGAGGAAGAUGCAGAUUUGUCACCAGUGGUUAUUCAUGGCUCUACCCACUUCCUCUGGAUCAAGCACAGCAACCUCUACUUGGUUGCAAUAACAAAGAAGAAUAUCAAUGCUGCUCUUGUAUACUCCUUCCUGUACAAAUUAGUGGAGGUGUUCACUGAAUAUUUCAAGUCACUGGAAGAAGAGAGUAUUCGAGACAAUUUUGUGACCGUAUAUGAGCUAAUGGAUGAAGUCAUGGACUAUGGAUUCCCUCAGACCACUGAUAGCAAGAUCUUACUAGAGUACAUCACCCAACAGGGGCAUAAGCUGGAGGUGGGUGCACCGCGGCCCCCAGCUACAGUAACCAAUGCUGUGUCUUGGAGGUCAGAGGGCAUCAAAUACAGGAAAAAUGAAGUCUUCAUGGAUGUCAUUGAGUCUGUCAACCUAUUGGUCAGUGCUACAGGCAGUGUUCUGCGUAGCGAGAUUCUAGGCUGCAUCAAACUCAAAGUCGUUCUGUCAGGCAUGCCUGAGUUAAGGCUCGGACUCAAUGACAAAGUUCUCUUCGAGAUCACAGGCCGAGAGAAGACCAAGUCUGUGGAGCUGGAAGAUGUUAAAUUUCAUCAGUGUGUGCGUCUCUCUCGCUUUGAGAACGACAGGACUAUCUCUUUCAUCCCACCUGAUGGAGAAUCUGAACUAAUGUCUUACAGACUCAACACCACGGUGAAGCCUCUAAUAUGGAUUGAGAGCGUAAUAGAGAAGUUCUCUCACAGUCGAGUAGAGAUCAAGGUUAAGGCCCGCAGUCAGUUCAAGAGCCGCUCCACUGCCAACAAUGUGUCCAUCUUAGUUCCUGUUCCCAGUGACGCUGACUCCCCCAAAUUUAAGACCACCACGGGCCAGGCUAAAUGGGUUCCUGAGAAGAGUGCUGUAGAAUGGAACAUCAAGUCCUUCCCUGGCGGGAAAGAGUUCAUGAUGCGAGCUCAUUUUGGACUGCCAAGUGUGGAAAGUCAUGAACUCGAGGGCAAGCCACCAAUCACAGUGAAGUUUGAGAUUCCUUACUUCACAGUGUCAGGCAUUCAGGUGCGAUACUUGAAGAUUAUUGAGAAGAGCGGAUAUCAUGCAUUACCGUGGGUGCGUUAUAUUACUCAGAGUGGAGAUUAUCAACUGAGGACCAACUGAGAGAGGACAGCGCCUGUGUAUGUUGUGUGUUCUGUCUGUCCUUUUUCAUCUGUGAGACAGCUACUGCUUUUCACACAGCAGUUGGAUUUCUAUUGCUUUUAUCUGAGAUCAGGUUUUACAAAUUAAACAAGGAAGUCAGACCACAAAGUUACUGAGAAACUCCUAUGAAACAAUUGAUUUUGGAUUUUAAUCCAAAGGUUGUGUUACAGAAACAUCCUAGAAUCUAACCUAUAUAUUUUCUAUUUAAAAAGAUCUUUUCAUCCUCAUGUUGUUCCAAGCCUGUAUGCAUUUAUUUCUUUUAUUUAAACACAAAAAAAAUCCAUUCAUACCAUGAAAGUCGGUAUGAUUUAAUGUUGUUAUUGUUUUGGACCCCAUUAACUUUCAUUGUAUAUGGACAAACGUGGUUGAAACAAUUAAAAUAACAUAUAUUUUAUAUUCCACAAAAGAAAAAAAAACAAACAAAAUAAAAGACAAGUUCAGGGUUAUUAGCAUUAACUAAAUUUAGAAAUAUAAUCAUAAAAAAUGCAUUACUUGAAAUAAAGUAAAACAUUAACUGAUAUAUAAUAAAACAAUAAAAUAAAAUAAAAACAUAUUUUAUUUUAGGAAGUUUAAGUUGAAGUACUAAAAUAACUAAAACUAAAUAAACUGAAACUUAAUAAAACUAUAUAAAAUGAAUAAAAAUGACCAAAACACACAACAAAAUUAGUAAAACUACCUAAAAUUCAAAUAAAAACAAACAAAUCAAAAUAUUAAAACUAUAAUAGUAUAUCAAUGACUACAUUUAUAUCCACCUUCAUAUGAGAUUUAAACAAUAUUGUGAUUAAUCUUCACUUGAUGUAAACACAAUACUUUGAUCAAAUUGAUUAAGCUCAUAAUUGUAGCAACAAUAAUUGGGUCCCACUUUAUAUUAGGUGGCCUUAACUACUAUGUACUUACAUUUAAAUUAAUCGUGAUUCAGUGCACUUAUUGUGUACAUGCAUGUUUUUACAUUGUACUUAAUUUUUUUUUUUUAAAUACCUGCAUGUAAUUACAUCUAAUGCAUAAUUACAUUUAUAUUUAAACUGUUGACCCAUCCCUUAUACCUUAACCUACUCUUAAACCUAUCCAUACCACCAAACCUGUCCCUAACCUUACCUAUAUCCCACCUCAAUAGCAGCAAAAGUGUUUUGCAAUACAAUAAGUACAUUAUACUUAUUUUUUGAUGCAAGUACAUAGUAGUUAAGGCCACCUAAUAAAAAAGUGGGACCUUGGAAAUAAUCACAUUUUUGGUGCACAUGUAAAUGUAGUCAGUGAUACUAAAAUAACACUGUGCAGAUUUGGAACGACAUAAUUCGAAUAAAAAUGAAAAAAAGAAAAACACUUAUCUCUUUAACUUGUCAGAUGUUCACUUAAGCUGCUUAUUUUCAUUUCUGCUGUAGGUGGCGGGACUAUCUCUCAGUGUAAUAUUAUGAUCUUAUGUCUGUAGAGCUGUAAACAUAACCAUAGGCCCAAUGAAAUGAAUACCUUGUGCUCAAAAUCAAUGAUUAAUAAGGCAGCGUACUGUUAGGACACCACUGUAACACUAUAUUUUCACCAGAGUGGCCCGUAUCUUUGUCUUUGGUUUGGUUUGUUUGUGCUCACUCAAAAUACCCUGAAUGCCUACGCACUUUGAAAGGUAGAAUGAAAAGUGCAAAAUGCUUAAUGACAUUACCAUGAACCAUUCAGCAAAUAACUCAGCUGCAUGUUGUUGCUGUAUUAAUUAUGAUUGCCUUGGUUUCUUUAAUCCACUGUGGUCAACACGUCUUAUCACACACCAUUUUUUGUAUGUCAUUGUAAGUGUUCACACUGGGAAAAUCCUUUCAGAUUUUCUUUCAUUCAGCAUGCAUUGCACCACUUGUUUUAUCUGUGCGACAGUUGUGUGUGUGUGUGUGUGUGUGUGUGUGUGUGUGGAAUACUGUCUGCCACCUCUGCAGAGGCAGCAGAAUAUAUUAUUUGUCAUGUCAAAACGGCUUCCUCCCUCAUUUAUUUACCAAAGGUCAAUGGCGUGACAACAUCUGAUAUUUAUUUCACACUGAAUAUGAAUAUGUAUUUUUGAUCUUUUUUUUAUUGACAACUGUUUUGCUCAAUACUAUACUAAAGGUCAUUGUGAGAAAAUAAAUGGAUUUUUGUUUUG
Molecule: messenger RNA, 3718 nt
Organism: Onychostoma macrolepis
Lineage: Eukaryota; Metazoa; Chordata; Actinopteri; Cypriniformes; Cyprinidae
Gene: ap1m3
Product: adaptor related protein complex 1 subunit mu 3
Exons: 12
Coding region: 295-1566 (423 amino acids)
Biological process (GO): intracellular protein transport; vesicle-mediated transport
Cellular component (GO): clathrin adaptor complex; clathrin-coated vesicle
Molecular function (GO): clathrin-cargo adaptor activity
Source: RefSeq, a predicted model, not a curated record